AUGGCUCGUACUCGAGGAGGUUCAUCAUAUCGUGGAGAGAGUUCCUCACAGGGUGAGAGGUGGAGACUUACUGUUUCUGCUCGCAGAAGACGUGGAGCAGUUGAGUUUGAUGUUCAUGUUGAGGAUGCAGUUGAGGAUCAUGCAUUUGUGGAGCAUGAUAUUGAGCAGGAGGAGGAUCAUGAGGAUGUUGCUGAAGGUGGAUUUCCUGGAGGUCCAUUAGACACUUCAAUAUUGACACAUUACAUUCACCAUGUUACUUAUGCGAUAUGGCAGGGUCGGGAACGGGAUGAGAUCAAGUUGAUCUCCCAUGGGAAGAAGUUAAACAGAUUAGGAUCCUGCCACGAGGGCAUUAGAGACAUCGUUAAUGGUUCUGGUCUGAUGUCUCUGGUGGGCAUCUCCUAUGACUAUGUCGAUAGGGGUCUACUGCUGGCAUUUGUAGAGAGAUUUCAUUUUGAGACCAACAGUUUCCAUCUCCUCGUGGGUGAGAUGACUGUGACUUUAGAUGAUGUGUCAUCAUUGCUGCACCUCCCAAUGUUAGGCCAAUUAUGUGAUCUGGAGGAUGUAGAUUUUGAAGAAAGUAGACGCGCCAUUAUGGAGCUUUUAGGCAUGGAUGGUAGGAGAGCUGGUGCUGAGUUACAUGCAGCUCACGGUGCAAAGGUCAGAUUGAGUUGGCUUCGAGACAUCUACGCUAAGCACUGUGAGCAGCAGCAGUGGGAGUACGCUGCCUGGGCAUACUUGUUGCAUCUAGUUGGAUGCAAUAUAUUUGCUGAUAAGAAUGGCACAUCCAUUCGCGUGUCUUAUCUUUUGCUCUUUAGAGACAUACAUGCAUGUGGUCGAUAUGCCUGGGGUGUUGUUGCACUAGCACAUAUGUAUGAGCAGGUAGAAGAUGUUAUCUUGGCUUCAACUAGACAGAUGGCAGGUUAUUUGACUCUAUUACAGAGUUGGAUAUAUGAGCACUUCCCUACGUUGGGAAGAAGGCAUCUGUUGUCUUCGUACAUGGAAGACAGACCGCGUGCUGCGAAGUGGGAGUCACCGAGGCAGGGUUCCACCCUUUUAGAGGUCAGGAUUGGUGAGACGUUGUGUCAACAUUUGCCUGAGCGUGUUUUGAGGCAGUUUGGGUUUCAGCAGUCUAUCCCUCGAGACCCACCCGUUGUUGCAGAUGCGAACAUACUGACCACCAAUGAUGCCUGGUUAGACUAUCAUGAUCACGUGGUUAGGGGUGUGUUCAUUGGCAGAUUCCCAUCUGAUUGCGUUGAUGGUCACCUUCCUUGGUUUAGGAUGAUAUCUCAUCCUUACAUUAUUCCUAUUGCCGAUGACGACCGACCGAGUCUUGCUCCCAAACUCCGACGUGACAUUUAUGAUGAAGGUGUAGUGAGGACAUUUGCAAGAAGGUUACAACAAAUGUUCUCUUGCAGGGAGAUUCCCGAAGGGACAGUAGGAUACAGUCAUGCACGAGAGCUACUGGAGUUAGUUGAAUCAACCAUUGAAGAGUAUUCACCGACUAGGAUAGCUGCUAGGAAUGUUCGUGACAGACAUGUUCAUGGAAGACGGUCUACUUCAAAUUGA
This is a messenger RNA of Vigna radiata var. radiata (mung bean), 1566 nucleotides long. Its product is annotated as protein MAIN-LIKE 1-like. NCBI's taxonomy places the organism in Eukaryota, Viridiplantae, Streptophyta, Magnoliopsida, Fabales, Fabaceae. Gene Ontology annotation, biological process: meristem maintenance; meristem development. Bases 1 to 1566 code for a protein of 521 amino acids. The record is from RefSeq and is a predicted model, not a curated record. The transcript is spliced from 5 exons.